This is a messenger RNA of Penicillium angulare, 702 nucleotides long. Its product is annotated as mitochondrial 37S ribosomal protein mS41. The coding region runs from base 1 to 702 and encodes 233 amino acids. Lineage: Eukaryota; Fungi; Ascomycota; Eurotiomycetes; Eurotiales; Aspergillaceae. Gene Ontology annotation, cellular component: mitochondrion. The transcript has a single exon. The record is from RefSeq and is a predicted model, not a curated record.
AUGGCAAUGCGCACGCAACAACUCCGCAACUUCCCAUCACGGCUCUUUCAGACCGUCAGCCUGUCGAAACAAUGCAUUCGGUCUUUGCAUGGGAAAACACCAUUACCGGUACCUGCGCCAACCCCCUUUGUUCCCGACGUUCAAACAUUCUUCACCUUGAUCGGCCGAGAAAUGUCGAAGCACGCCAGCAAGAUCCCCUCAUGGGAGCAACUCUUCACCCUCAGUUCCAACGAACUUCGAGAACUGGGCAUUGAACCCGCCCGUCAGCGCAAAUAUUUACUUCGCAAGCGCGAAAAGUUCCGCAAUGGAUUGCAUGGGCCAGGAGGUGACUUGGAACAGGUCGUGGACGGAGUCGCCCAGUUGCGAGUCGUGGAAAUCCCAGAUGAGACUCAGUCGUCCGCCUCUGCUACAUUGACACCCGGCAUGAAAAAGACUAUCGUGAACAUGCUUCCCGGUGUUACGGAAUACAAGCACGACCCGUCCGCUCAGAUCAAGAAGUUUGCGCAUAUGAAAAUCUACCGAGGCUCUAAGAUCAUGGGCCCUUUCCUCCAGCCCCUCAAGGGAAGCAAUGGUACAGCAGCCACAAUUACAGUCUCCGCAGGUAUGUGGGAAGACAAGCGUGGGCAGAAGGUGGAUGGUGGUGAACGACGCCGGGUUGAGGUGCGGGCGAAGAAGCGACUCGAGGAAAGGAGACAAGCGUAA